AUGAUUCAGGAGCUCCUCUUCUUCUGCAGCCUGCUUGGUCUGAAUGCAGGGCCAACAAAAAAUCCCACAGCAACGCCUCCAUUGCAAACGGUGGAUAUAGUCCUGGACUGCACCUACGUGGGGGAAGGUCGGAGGGGUGCCCCUGAUCUAGGUGCCUUUGGUGGCUCAUUCUCCAAGGACCCUGCUACCCUUGUGCUGAGGCGCGUCAGCGUCAGAGAUGAUGGGAUUCUGGAGGAUGCGACUGUUUACAAAGUGCCACAGGAAAAAGCUGAGUCCUCUUCUCACAUUGUUUUUGAAGUCUCAGCCCCAUUGGUGUCCAUCCCACAUGCACAGUCCCUGCUGCGUGCCGACUGCAACAAGGAGGAAGUGAACUGUGAGAUCUCCCCAUACAACUUCCAGCAGCAUGGCAAGGGGCCCUGCUGGUUCAUGGGGACCCUGCGGCUGUCCAGCGGAAUCAGUAUUGCCCUGGUGCUCAGAGGCCCCCACUGCAGCGGCGAGCAGGCCGAAAAGCCAGAUGCAAUACUGCACCCAAAGCUGAGGAUCCCUUUGACCAAGAGGGGGACAGUGCUGACCACAGUUGAAUUUCAGUCAUCAUCACGCAACACUUCCCUGCAGACCCACCUUGGCAGCUUAGUCACCCUUGACUGCCGCUUUGCCUUGGCUCCCAGCUCCCCACUGUCCUCCCUGGAGUGGAGGAGGCAGCGUCGAGGCAGUGGGCGAAGCCUUUUUCGAUACCAGGCAGGAAGCACAGGUGCAACAGUGGAACCAAAAGUCCAUGUGGAUUUGCCACAGCUGCUAGAAAGUGGAGAUGCAUCACUUAAUCUGCAAGGAGUGAGUGUGGGAGAUGAGGGCGCAUAUAUCUGUUUGGUGUCCACCUCACAGCACCAGAUCCAGCACAUCAUCCAGCUGCAGGUGGCUGAGCCUCCACAAGUCCGUGUGAUUCCAGGGCAAGUGUCUUUCGAGAGAGAUGUGACUACUACUCUGACUUGCAACAUUGAUGGAUAUUACCCCCUGGAUGUUUCCGUGAGCUGGAUCCAGAAGACUGCUGAAGAUGAAGCAGAAAUCACUCUUUCAAGCACACGUUUCUCUAGCCACCUACAAAACCAUGAUGGCACCUACAGUAUCUCCUCCUACCUGAGCAUCAGUUCAGCCACAGUGCAGGCACCAGGCACCUACAGCUGCCGUGUUUCACAUGUGGCCCUGGAGGAACCCAUCUCUGUUAGUGUCUACCUGAAGGCCACAGCUAAAGUCUGA
Molecule: messenger RNA, 1254 nt
Organism: Tinamus guttatus (white-throated tinamou)
Lineage: Eukaryota; Metazoa; Chordata; Aves; Tinamiformes; Tinamidae
Source: RefSeq, a predicted model, not a curated record